Messenger RNA from Tripterygium wilfordii, 2263 nucleotides. RefSeq names its product tetraspanin-8-like. Lineage: Eukaryota; Viridiplantae; Streptophyta; Magnoliopsida; Celastrales; Celastraceae. The record is from RefSeq and is a predicted model, not a curated record. Bases 1237 to 2064 code for a protein of 275 amino acids. Gene Ontology annotation, cellular component: plasma membrane; plasmodesma. Gene Ontology annotation, biological process: auxin-activated signaling pathway. The transcript has 3 exons.
CCCACAAGAAAGAAAAGAGAAAAUGCCUCUGUAUGAUAAAGUAGGUCAUUAUCAGUAUCUUUUGGUGAUAAAUGCCAUUGUGUAAUGAAUUUGAUGUUGACUUUUCUGUUUUUUUAACGUACAUUCAUGUGGUCAACAAAAGAGGUACUCUUUUGAAUGAGCUGACUGUAUUUAUAACUUCCAUCUUAAAAUUGCCUUCCUCUUUUCUAGAGUGAGGCUAAUGGGGAUGCUUCAUUGCUUCAAGAUGCCCUACAAGACCCAGAUCUUGAUGCACAGUUGGAUUCCUUGAGGGCGAAGCUUAUGACAGUUAGAGAGGAGUCAGUUGAUCUAAGUCGGGAGCUCCGAGCAUUAGAAAGACAGUCUGCUUCAAGUGAUCAUUGCACUGGACUUGUCAAUGAAGUGUUACAGCUGUGUGAUGAGAACUCUAUGCAUGACAAGUUCCAAGACAUGGUUAGAGCUGCAUCCGAACUUCGUAUGAAGAUGGGGAAGCUGAGGACUAGGAAUGAAGACAUAGAUCAUCAUAGAACUGAGAAGAUUUACAACCCAAAUGGAGAUUCGUCGACAGCGUCCCGUGGCAAGGGUAAAGUAAUUCAAAAUUUAUGUUACCGCCCGUCAAAUACAACUUAAAAGAACAAAAUCUCUCGUUUCUACUCUGAGUCCCUUCAUUUAAUUGUUUUGUAGGCUUCUCCGGUUUAAAGUUGGAAGAUCUUCAAGGAUUCCUAGCUGAUUUGGAAAAUAUGUGAGCUACUGAGCUUGAUCUUGCAGUUCACGACUUCUGUAGUACUUGUUACAACUAUUAGUUAGUUCUCUCAUGCAAUCUAUCAAUAUUUAGUUCGGAUUGUGCCAUACAGAUUUCUUGGAUUGAAAUAUCGUAUCUUAUCAUAUAAUAUAAAUUACUUGACAUUCCUUCUGUUAAUGAUUAGAUGUGUAGGGAUUAGUUUUACAUAUGUUGCCUUUUGUGUGUUAAUUGAGUGGUUUUUAUGGAAACUUUCAAUCCACAUGGGAUUGAAAUUAAUCACUCAAUAAAACUAACGCGUCAAGUAAGUGUUAUUCCAUACAAAUUAGGACUCCUAAGUCCUAAUCCUGACUGAAUUAUUACAAGAUCAAGUUUCCCUAUAAAACCACACAGCAAUAGACGUCCUCCAUUCAUUGUUUUCUACUCUUGUUCUUGCUCUCUUCAAAAAACUUUCUACGUUUUCUGUUUCUCUUCUCCCUUAUCUUUGAUCUUUUGUGAGUAUGGCUUCCGUGAGCAACACUCUGGUUGCUGUCCUGAAUUGUGUUUUUCUAGUCAUUGGUCUCGCUUUACUUGGUUCCGGGAUUUACUUCCAUGUCCACGGCCACACAGAGUGCCAAGGCGCCCUGGAGGAGCCAUUGCUGGUAACAGGAACGCUUGUGUCGUUCCUAUCAUUGCUUGGCUUGAUUGGUUCGUGUUGUAAGAACAAUUUUGUGAUGAGGCUCUAUUCGUUUAUGAUCUUCUUGUUGCUUGUUGCGCUUGUUUGUUUCACUGUUUUUGCGUUUGUGGUCACCAACAAGAGCGCCGGGAAGGCUUUGUCCGGAUUAGGGUUUAAGGAGCACCGACUUGGAGAUUACAACCAUUGGUUGCAGAAUCACUUUGUGAAGGGCAAGAAUUGGGAUAAGAUUAGGAGUUGUUUGGUUGAAUCUCAAGUUUGCAAGAGUCUUGGCAACAACACCACUGAUCACAAUAAUGCUAAAGAUUUCUUUAGGCAUGCUUUAUCUGAUACACAAUCUGGUUGCUGUAAACCACCUUUGGAAUGCGGAUUUCAAUUCAAGAACAUGACCACCUGGACAAUGCCAGAUUCAGGGCAAGCAGUGAUGAAUAACAGCGAUUGCGAUGCAUGGAGUAACAAUCAGGAGAGCCUCUGCUUCGACUGCGGCUCUUGCAAGGCAGGAGUUCUAGCCAACAUCAGGAAUGACUGGCGUCUGCUCUCUAUAUUCUUCACAUGCCUUAUUAUCUUCACUCUUUUUAUGUACUCAAUCGCAGAAUGCGCGAGGAGGAGGAACCGAGAAGAAGAUAAAUACAGGAGAUCUAGAGCCUAUGCUUAAGCGUACUUGGUUCUUUUUUCAGUAAGCCUAGGAAUCCAUUUUUAACUAGUAAUUGUUGUUUCUUAUUAGUUAGAGGUAGCUAUAUGUAGUUGAUAGGGUAAAUUUUUGUUACAUUAUAGAAGGAUAUUGUUAUUUGAUUCAUUAUAUUCAUCAAAAUUCAUCUUACAUCUCCUCUUCUGUUAUGAUUUACUACAAUGGA